ACCCAUCUCUCCACUGCCAUGGUAAUGACUGGCCUUUCUCCUCCUCUGGAGUCGUAUGGGAGCGACUUCCCAGCCCGGGUAUGAUGCUGACCUGAAGCUGAUGGGUCUGUGUACACUGGGAGAGGCGGGGCUCCUGGGUAAUGCAGCACAGAGAUAGGAAUUGCUUAUGUAACUGGGGCAGCAGAUUGACUGGAAGGAGAGGAGGCAGAGGCUGGGGAUGGGAGCAGUGAGCUGUCGGCAGGGGCAACACACCCGGGUGUCUGCUCCUCAAAAGGUACAGAAUGGGGCUCUGGCUGCCUGUGGAUGGGAAGUGAUGGAGCAGGGUGGCAACAUCCAGGGUCCUUGGGCCCGAGGCUGGAAGAGCCUCUGGUGUGGUGUGGGGACCGUCAGGUCAGGUCUGGAAGAACUAUGGGAGCUACAGAGGCAUCAGUGCCUGCCUCAGGAGCCCCUCCAGCCAGCCCCACUGCUGCUAGAGAAGCCGUUGUCUGAGUGGCCAGUGCCUCAGUUCAUCAACCUCUUUCUACCAGAGUUUCCCAUGAGGCCUGUUAGGGGGCAGCAGGAGCUAAAGAUUUUGGGCCUUGUGGCUAAAGGCUCUUUUGGAACCGUCCUGAAAGUGCUGGAUGGUGCCCAAAAAGCUGUAUUUGCAGUGAAGGUGGUACCCAAAGUCAGAGUCCUACAGCGGGAUACCCUGAGGCAGUGCAAAGAGGAGGUCAGCAUCCAGCGACAGAUCAACCAUCCUUUUGUACACAGCCUGGGAGACAGCUGGCAGGGGAGGCGACACCUCUUCAUUAGUGAGUGGACUGGGCUUUGUCCCCAUCCACAAAGGCCCCCAGACCGUUCUCCCAACCUGAUGCUAUUCUGCCUUCCCUUGGUUCCACUCCUCAUAGCAUUUCUGUAUUCCAAAAGUAGAGGGGAAAGGCUGGGGGGUUGGUUUGGGCAGGAGGUCUAUAAUGCCUUGAGCCCAGGCCCUAUAGACCACAGAUACUGCCUGGACUUCUGGUGCUUUGCAGUGUGUAGCUACUGCAGCAUGGAUCUCCACUCCCUGUGGUCUGCUGUUGGUGGUUUCCCAGAGGCUUCUAUCCGUCUCUUUGCAGCUGAACUGGUCCUUGUGCUGUGCUAUCUCCAUGACAUGGGUAUCAUCCAUCGAGAUGUAAAGAUGGAGAACAUCCUUCUGGAUGAGCGAGGCCACCUGAAACUGACAGACUUCGGUCUGUCUCGCCGUCUGUCCCCGGGAGCACGAGCCUACACUAUCUGUGGGACUCUUCAAUACAUGGCCCCAGAGGUCCUGAGUGGUGGGCCUUACAACCACACUGCUGACUGGUGGUCCCUGGGGGUGCUGCUUUUCUCUCUGGCAACUGGUAAGUUCCCAGUGGCUGCAGAAAGAGAUCAUGUGACCAUGUUGGCAAGUGUGACCCACUGUGAAUCUGAGAUGCCAGCCUUUAUUACUCAGGAGCUCUCACUCCUGCUCCAUGAGCUCCUGUGCCAGAACCCUCUGCACCGUCUACGUCAUCUGCAUCACUUCCAGGUCCACCCUUUCUUUCGGGGUGUGGCCUUUGACCCUGAGCUCCUAAAGAAGCAGCCAGUGAGCCUUGUCGUGGAGACACAAGAUAGCAGCAGUCCAUUGGAGUCCAUGCCCUUCAAGGACUUUGACUGUGAUCUGGAGUCCUUGGUCCACUCCGUCUCUGCUGAUUCUCUACUGCAGAUUGAGGCCCAGCUGGAAACCUGAGGAUUUCUACUGCCAGCUCAGCAUGAUCACCGUGAUGAUCCAGUUUUUUCUUUGUUGUCCUUAUUAUUCGGUUGUAGGUAUUGGACCAGAGUUUAAAUUGUUGGCAUUCUGCAACUGAUGGCCAAAACUGCCCCUGAUGCUUUCCUGUCACACAACCCACCUCUCACUUGCAGGCCAAGGCGGUGACCUUUAUUUCAUUUCUGCAGUACUUUUCACCUAAGCUGCCAAACAAAGGCUUCUUAAAACUCUAUCUUAUCCAUGUUUUCUACCAUACUUCCUGUCUUGGGCAAUAAUGACACUUUGUGGGAUCCCGAAGUGCUAUUUAUAUGUUUAACAAGCUAGUCAGAGCAAUAUGAAUGCUUUUUAAAGAUUGCAAAAGCUGGUAUUUCAACACCUGAUAAAUAAGCAGUUAAAAAAUAUGACCUGCCAGGUGGUGGUGGCCCUGCGCCUUUAAUUCCAGCACUUGGAAGGCAGAGGCAAGUGAACCUCUGAGUUUGAGGUUAUCCUGGUCUACAGAGCGAGUUCCAGGACAGCCAGGGCAGUUACACAGAGAAACUCUGUCUCAAAAACAGCCCCCCCCCCAAAAAAAAAAAAUUACCUAGGAGUUGGAGAAUAGGCUCAUUGCUCUUGCAGAGGAGUCAGUUGAGUUUUUAGCCCCUCACAAGUGCCUAUAAAUCCAGCUCCCGGGGAUCCCACACUUCUGGCUUCCUCAGAUGUGAAUACCCACAUACAACAUACAUAUGCAUACCCACACAGACACAUGAAAAUAAUUUAAAAUAAUUUUUUAAAUGCCAGGCAUGAUAGCACAUGCCAUUAAUUCCAGCAACGCAGGUGGAUCACUGUGACUUUUGCCUGGUCUACAUAGUGAGUUCCGGGACAGCCAGGGCUACAUACUGAAACCCUGUCUCAAAUAAAAAACAAAUGCAAAAUGGCCCAGCAGAUAAGGGACCUGCCCUGAAGCCUGAGGACAUGAGUUUGAUCCCCAAGACUCACACAGGAGAAGGAGAGACUGACUCCCACAACAUGUAUGCCACACCCCCCCCAAAUAACUAACUAUCUAAAUAAAUGUAAUUAAGAAAAUGUGAUCUAGAAGCUUGAAGCUAUUCUUCAAUAAAUACUAUUUAUUUA
Molecule: messenger RNA, 2854 nt
Organism: Peromyscus californicus insignis
Lineage: Eukaryota; Metazoa; Chordata; Mammalia; Rodentia; Cricetidae
Gene: Rskr
Product: ribosomal protein S6 kinase related
Exons: 11
Coding region: 218-1726 (502 amino acids)
Biological process (GO): protein phosphorylation
Molecular function (GO): protein serine/threonine kinase activity; ATP binding
Source: RefSeq, a predicted model, not a curated record